CGUUUAAAAUUAAAAGAAGAAAUAUUUUUGGGAGUCGAUUAUAUAUUAUUGUUUAUUUUUCUUAGGUUUUUCGUAAAAUUAUGCUUAUUAUGUCAACAGUUAGAUGAGAUUAUAUCUCCAAGUCAAUUGUAAAUAUUAAAAUAAUUGUAGUAAUAACUUGCUGUAGUUACUGUUGAUUCUGAACCCCAUCACUAUCAUGGAUAGGUUUGAAUAUAUUGAGGCUCGAUUAUUUGAUGGUGAAAAUUAUCUAAAGCGGGAUAAGAAUGUGAAAAUAUAUGACGGUGAUGAUAAGACUCAGUUUAUUGAUGGUGAGGUAGUUCUGACGACUCACAGGAUACUAUGGGGCAAGCCAGGGGACAUACCUAAAGGACUAGUAUGCUUGUCUCUGCAUUUGUACUAUGUAUUUUGUCUGGAAGAGGAGAGCGGAGGAGUUUUUGGUUUGGGUGGACCUAAGCGCAUCAUAUUGCAUUUGGGGCCAGCUUUACCUGGUAAACGACCAGGUCCAGCUGUAGUCAGUCCUUAUCACUUUGUAAAGUUUUCAUUCAAAGAUGGAAUUGAUACAGCAUUUUACAAGGCUCUUAGUGAUGCUGUAGCUGCUAAAGCCUGGGAGAGAUCUACACCAACAUCACCUGUCAGUUCCCUGAGCUCUGAGAACACAGCAAGACCCUCAGUUACUCCUAGAAACUCAAAGAUCCGGUCAGGAAUAGUUGGUAUUGAAAGAAGCAUAGAAGAACAACAUAGAGCUACUGAUGAAAGCAUCAGUGUUGCUUUCCAGGAUCUAACAAAACUGAUGGAAAAAGCUAAAGAAAUGGUUUCCAUUUCAAAGAAUAUUUCUACUAAGAUAAGGGAGAAACAAGGUGAUAUUUCAGAAGAUGAUACAGUAAGAUUCAAAUCUUACCUUAUGAGUCUUGGUAUUGAUGAUCCUGUCACAAGAGAUGCAUUUAGAUCUGAUUCUGAUUAUUAUAUGGGACUUGCUCAACAGAUUUCUGAUAUGAUGGUUGCUGUUUUGAUGGAUUGUGGUGGUAUAAUGUCCUUGGCUGAUGUGUGGUGUAGAGUAAACAGAGCCAGAGGUUUAGAACUUGUUUCUCCAGAGGAUUUACUUAAUGCUUGCAAACUGUUACAAACUAUUGGUGCUCCUAUGGCCUUGAGGAAGUUUCCAAGUGGUGCCUGUGUAUUACAACUAAAUAGCCACAGAGAUGAGGAAGUGGCAAAAACUACUAGUGAAAUGCUUGAAGAAAAUGGAUUCCUAACACCUGUGACAUUGUCUCAAUUGGCAAAUGUCUCCGUGUUAUUGGCAAGAGAACGUCUUUUCACCACAGAAAGACUCGGCCUGGCUUGUCGUGACGAAUCUAUAGAAGGCCUAGCAUUCUAUCCCAACUUGUUUUUGACAAAAGCGUGAUAGAAAGUUAUUACAUAGGAUUGUUUUAAAACAUUUUAUUAAUAUAUUUAGUUUCAAGACUGUGAUUUAUUUCGAUUAUGUCAACACAAGUUACUAACUUAUAUUUUUAACAUUAACAAAAUGGUAAUUUGAAACAUGUCUCAAAUAAAAACAUACUUUAUUUUUUAAAUUACUUUAACACACCACACCCAAUCUAACAUGUACAUCUUUAUUUGUUUUGUAUAUCAAAAUAUAUCUUACAUUACUAAAAGUAGCAUUGUAAUGGAUAUGUAUUGGAAAUUUGGUGUCAUGUUUACUCUAAACUGGUAGUAGUAGGAGUUCAGGUAAAUAUGCCACUGAAUUUCUGACCUAUAGUAAUGUAUCAUUCAUUCUUUAACCAAUCAACUAAUGUCUACAUAAUAUUCAAAAUAAUAAAUAGUUCUUUUAAUCCUAAA
Messenger RNA from Pectinophora gossypiella (pink bollworm), 1833 nucleotides. RefSeq names its product vacuolar protein-sorting-associated protein 36 (gene Vps36). Bases 197 to 1399 code for a protein of 400 amino acids. Gene Ontology annotation, molecular function: phosphatidylinositol-3-phosphate binding; ubiquitin binding. The record is from RefSeq and is a predicted model, not a curated record. Gene Ontology annotation, cellular component: ESCRT II complex; late endosome membrane. Gene Ontology annotation, biological process: protein transport to vacuole involved in ubiquitin-dependent protein catabolic process via the multivesicular body sorting pathway. Lineage: Eukaryota; Metazoa; Arthropoda; Insecta; Lepidoptera; Gelechiidae. The transcript has 7 exons.